This is a messenger RNA of Penicillium arizonense, 906 nucleotides long. RefSeq lists its product as uncharacterized. NCBI's taxonomy places the organism in Eukaryota, Fungi, Ascomycota, Eurotiomycetes, Eurotiales, Aspergillaceae. Bases 1 to 906 code for a protein of 301 amino acids. The record is from RefSeq and is a predicted model, not a curated record. The transcript has a single exon.
AUGCGUAAACCGUCGCUGGCCCAGAUCGUUUAUAACGCCACGUUUCCACGACCUCGCACAAACGAACCGGGGUCGUUUGCUGCUCACAUUACCCGAAAUCUCGUCCCUGAAGUGCGCGUCGAGACAUCUCAUUUCUACGGUUCGCUAGACUGCAUCGAAGCGCAAUACCCAGGGCUGGACUACUCCUACGGGCCGCAUCGCAUGCGACUGAGUCGCUUCCCAUGGCAUCGCAGAUUAUUCCGAGUCUUUGAUGAGCUCAAAUUAACCGAGGAGGAGAUCUCCGACCUGUGCCGAUGGGAAGGGACCAAGUCAGCGCGACAACGGUACGAGGCUGAAGAAGGGACCAAAGUGCGGGACACCACUGCCCAGUCGAUCCGACCAGCAUCACCCCUACCGUUUCCCUCCAUCGAGGUCCACUACUUCGACGACUUCUGCAGGGCAGAGGACCAGGAUCAGAUAAUCGAGACCCAGAGUAACGACACCGUCCGUCCAAGCGCUUCUCGCACCCCGAGCACUCACUCCUCCGACAGAGCAGAGCACGAGGUCGAGGAGGAAUACAGUGACGAGGAAAUGGAGAGCUGCGGUGUUGCACUGAACAACCGGCUUCUCGCCGCAAUGGCUGCGCGCGACCAAGGGGCCGAUGUGCCUCUCGACGAGGACUGGGAACAAUGGCUGAAGGAGGCUGGAGAACGCGGCGGAUACGGCGACAUGGUUCAUGCCAUUCGUGCAAACCAACCCUUGAGCUUCGGCUCUGAUACGCGCACUCAGCGCCAUCGUAAUGGGGCUCGUGUUGUGUCGAUCGCUGCGUCUCUUCCUGAUUCAUACCUGUUCUCGCUGCCAGAAGACAUCCUUGCAAGCCCGGCCCUUCCACCUACCUCCAAUCCUGCUUCUGGCACGGCUCGAUGA